UUACAAUUUAAAUACCAUAUUCAUUCUGACAAAAAUGUUCGCCGAAAAAGCUACAGUAAUUCUCUUAUUACAUCUUUUUGCAAUAAAUAUCCAAUUGGUGACAAGUGAUACUGGUAUUGAUUCUGUGACAAUUAGCUUCUUUUAUGGACCAACAUUCAAUGAUUCCCAGAAAUAUAACUUGAACGAUGCAGCUUCUCUCGUUAAACAUCCAAAAUUUAUACACAAUCAAACUACAUGUUUUAUGAUAGGUUACGAUAACUUAGAUGAUAAUCCUGGUACAAGAUUGAUGGUCGAUUCGUAUUUAAAAAGAAAUACAACGAAUUUUUUGAACAUCAAUUAUGAAAAAAUAAAUGGGGGAAACUACUCUUAUAAUCAAACUCAAAAGAAUGUCUUAAAGCUUGCUUCAAGAGUUGUUGAUUUUUGUAUCAAACUCUUUAGGUCUGGUGUGAAUGAUGACACAUUCAGUUUAGUUGGACAUUCUUUGGGCGGCCGAGGUGUAUCUUUAAUUGCACGAGGUAUAGUUAAAAGAAGUAUUAAAGCUUUUACAAUAUCUAGGCUAAGCAUGUUAGACCCUACCAAUGAAGAAAGAUACGAUAUAUAUACUUUUCCACCAAUUGAACAAUAUUUUGCUAAGUUUAUCGAUGUAAUUCAUAGUGCUGCUGGAUUUGCAACAACAAAAAGCUUGGGAAAUGUUAAUUUUUGGCCUAAUAAUGGUACUGCUUUACAACCAGGAUGUUCGGAUAAAACAGAGAAAUGCAGUCAUAGAAAAUCAUUAGCUUAUUGGGCAGAAAGUGUUGCCAAUGGACCAUUAAAUUCAAUGUUAGCUUAUCCUUCGGGAAGCUAUGAUAAUUUGUUGAAAAAUGGAGAAGAUCGUUAUAAAAACGGAGCUGUUGUAAUGGGAAUUGAUUGUCCUCGAGAGGCAAGAGGUGAUUAUUAUUUGCAAUAUAAUACCACUUUUGGUGACUCUUUGACUCUAAGUGAAGUAUAAUGUUUUUCUUAAUGCAUUAAAAAAAAACUAAUUAAAAAAAUCUGCAGCUUUAAAAGAUAGAAAAGCCAGUUUUAUUUUCUUAGAUUUAUACCUUUAAAGAUUAAUAAAAAUCCAAACAGUUGUUUUUAAGUACUUUUUAAAAGAUUUCUUAAAAUGUUCUUCAACAAGAUGAACACUAAGCCCAAUUAACUAAAAAAAAGGUAUUUGCGAUUUGAUUUAAAUUAAUUUUUUUAAACAGAAUGUAUUUCAAUAAAAAAAAUUAUCGUGCGAUGAUGCAACGAUACACAUUUUAAAACUUUGUUUA
Messenger RNA from Episyrphus balteatus (marmalade hoverfly), 1292 nucleotides. RefSeq names its product vitellogenin-1-like. The coding region runs from base 35 to 988 and encodes 317 amino acids. Gene Ontology annotation, molecular function: lipase activity. Lineage: Eukaryota; Metazoa; Arthropoda; Insecta; Diptera; Syrphidae. The transcript has 7 exons. The record is from RefSeq and is a predicted model, not a curated record.